AUGUUGCCCGUCGCGUUGUUAAGACCGUACUGUUCGGCGGCCCGUCGGUUAUUGGCGGCGGGCGACCGCGCGGUCGUGCACAAACGCGUGGACGCCGCGGACAUUGAAAACUUCGCCCGUCUGACGGGCGACCACAAUCCGGUACACUCGGGCGACCGGCCCGUGGCCCACGGCGUCUACCUGGCCGGGCUGGUGUCCGCGGUGAUCGGCACCCGGUUGCCCGGGCCCGGCACCGUGCUCGUGUCCAAGACGAUGCGGUUCCCGAACGCGUGCCGGGCCGGCGACCUGGUCCGGAUCCUGGUCGAGGUGCGGUCCGUCCGAAAAAUAAUAAAAUGCGAGUUCCGGUGUAGCGUCGGCGACAAGGUGGUCAUGGAGGGCUCGGCGGACGUGGUCGUCGACAGGAAGGGUUUUACCGGAGACACGCCGCGGCGAAACGACGACGAAACGUGAACUAUACGGAAUGCGUUUUUCCGGGCGUACAUAUCGGCGGCGAAAUUUAAUUUUCUAUUUUCCGUCGUACUGCCGAUGUCGCCGCGAACGG
Messenger RNA from Cinara cedri, 541 nucleotides. NCBI's taxonomy places the organism in Eukaryota, Metazoa, Arthropoda, Insecta, Hemiptera, Aphididae. The record is from the annotation of a GenBank genome assembly.